CAAAGUAGGAGGAAUGCAGAGGCACUCCAGAAUGGCAGAAGACGACCCAUAUUUGGGGGGCCAUGAGCAAUUGUUUCAUUUGGACUCGUUGAAUCAUACAAUAUUUAACACAGAAUUAUUUCAACCAGAGAUGGCUUUGCCGGCAGCAGAUGGCCCAUACCUUCAAAUAUUAGAGCAACCUAAACAGAGAGGAUUCCGUUUCCGUUAUGUGUGUGAAGGCCCAUCGCAUGGCGGACUCCCCGGCGCCUCCAGUGAGAAGAACAAGAAGUCCUACCCUCAGGUCAAAAUCUGCAACUACGUGGGGGCCGCGAAGGUCAUCGUCCAGCUGGUCACCAACGGCAAGAGCGUCCACCUGCACGCACACAGCCUGGUGGGGAAGCACUGCGAGGACGGCGUCUGCACCGUCACGGCCGGGCCCAAGGACAUGGUGGUCGGCUUUGCAAACCUGGGCAUCCUUCAUGUGACAAAGAAAAAGGUCUUCGAGACCCUGGAAGCCCGGAUGACGGACGCCUGCGUGCGAGGCUACAACCCAGGGCUCCUGGUGCACCCUGAUCUGGCCUAUCUGCAGGCGGAAGGCGGAGGCGACCGGCAGCUCACAGACCGGGAGAAGGAGACCAUCCGCCAGGCGGCCCUGCAGCAGACCAAGGAGAUGGACCUGAGCGUGGUGCGCCUCAUGUUCACGGCCUUCCUCCCCGACAGCACGGGCAGCUUCACGCGGCGCCUGGAGCCGGUGGUGUCUGACCCCAUCUACGACAGCAAAGCCCCCAACGCGUCCAACUUGAAAAUCGUAAGAAUGGACAGGACAGCGGGCUGCGUGACUGGAGGCGAGGAGAUUUACCUGCUCUGUGACAAGGUUCAGAAAGAUGACAUCCAGAUUCGCUUUUAUGAAGAGGAGGAAAAUGGCGGAAUCUGGGAAGGGUUUGGAGACUUCUCCCCCACGGACGUUCACAGACAGUUUGCCAUUGUGUUCAAGACUCCAAAGUACAAGGACAUCAACAUCACCAAGCCGGCCUCCGUGUUCGUGCAGCUGCGGAGGAAGUCAGACCUGGAGACCAGCGAGCCCAAGCCGUUCCUCUACUACCCCGAAAUCAAAGACAAGGAGGAGGUGCAGCGCAAGCGCCAGAAGCUCAUGCCCAACUUCUCCGACAGCUUCGGCGGUGGCGCGGGCCCCGGGCCCGGAGGCGGGGGCAUGUUCGGGAGCAGUGGCGGCGGCGGGGCCGGGGGCGCAGGCCCAGGAUACGGCUUCCCCCACUAUGGCUUUCCCACCUACGGCGGAAUUACCUUCCACCCUGGAGCCACGAAGUCGAAUGCUGGCAUGAAGCACGGGUCCUCAGACCCCCCAUCUAAAGGUGACACCGCAGGCUGUGACCGGACAUGCGCUGAGCAGGUGGCCACUCACCCGGGGCCGGUCCCUGAAGCCACAGAGGAGCCAGCGUCGGCAGGAGGGGGCCCGGCGGGCGCGCAGGAGGAGAGCACCGGGUUCCCAGAUCACCUUUUCCUGGACAAGGCCAUGCAGCUGGCCAAGAGGCACGCCAACGCCCUCUUCGACUACGCGGUGACCGGGGACGUGAAGAUGCUGCUGGCGGUCCAGCGCCACCUCGCCACCGUGCAGGAUGAGAACGGGGACAGCGUCUUGCACCUGGCUAUUAUCCACCUGCACGCGCAGCUCGUGAGGGACCUGCUGCAGGUCACGUGUGGCUUGGUGUGCGGCGACAUCAUCAACAUGAGAAACGACCUGUACCAGACACCCUUGCACUUGGCUGUGGUGACCCAGCAGGAGGCCGUGGUGGAGGACCUGCUGUGGGCAGGGGCCGACCCGAGCCUGCUGGACCGUGCGGGCAACUCCGUGCUGCACCUGGCCGCCACGGGGGGCUACGACAAAGUCCUGGGCGUCCUCCUCAAGCACAAGCAGGCAGCACUGCUGCUGGACCACCCCAACGGGGAAGGUGAGCCCCGGCGCCUGGCUGGGGGUGUGGGAUGGCAGCUGUCUGGCCUGCAGCCGGUUCUCGGGGGAAGCUCUGAGCCCCCUCAGGCUACGGGUGGGGUGAGCAGAGCCUGGUGCCUGCGGGGUGUGGAGCCGGACCCGGGCCAGGUGACCCUGCACGUGCCCGCUGGCGCAGGUCUGACCGCCAUCCACGCGGCCGUGAUGAGCAGCAGCCUGUCCUGCCUGCUACUGCUGGUGGCUGCGGGCGCUGACGUCAACGCACAGGAGCGGAAGUCGGGGCGCACGGCGCUGCACCUGGCCGCAGAGCGCGACGACAUCUCCUUGGCGGGCUGCCUGCUCCUGGAGGGAGAAGCUGACGUGGACAGCACCACCUAUGACGGAACCACACCUCUGCACAUAGCAGCCGGGAGAGGGUCCACGCGGCUGGCGGCUUUACUCAGAGCGGCAGGCGCAGACCCCCUGGUGGAGAACUUCGAGCCCCUGUAUGACCCAGACAGCUCUUGGGAAAAGGACGGGGAAGACGAAGGCGUCGUGCCGGGGACCACACCGCUGGACAUGGCCGCCAGCUGGCAGGUGUUUGACAUUCUGAAUGGGAAGCCCUACCAGCCGGAGUUCUCACCUGACGACCAGCUGGCCCACGGUGACAUGAAGCAACUGACUGAAGAGGCCAAGUUGCGGCUCUACAAGCUCCUAGAAACCCCCGAUCCAGACAAAAACUGGGCCACUCUGGCCCAAAAGCUGGGUCUGGGGGUCCUGAACAACGCCUUCCGGCUGAGCCCUGCUCCCUCCAAGACGCUGAUGGACAACUACGAGGUCUCCGGGGGGACGAUCAAGGAGCUGAUGGAGGCCCUGAGACAGAUGGGCCACACGGAGGCCCUCGACGUCAUCCAGGGGGCCUUCUGCUCCGUGGGGCCCGGCUCCCCCAGCCUGAAGAGCCCGCCCUCGCAGGCCCACACCCCGCCGCUGUCACCCUCCCACACCAGGCUGCAGAUAGACGAGCGGGAGGACAGCGUCUGCGACAGUGGCGUGGAGACCUCCUUCCGCAAGCUCAGCUUCACCGAGGCCCUGGCCAGCGGGGGCUCCCUGCUGGGGCUCAGCAAGGCGCCCCACAGCUACAUGCACGUGCAGGACACACCCAUCGAGGGCAAGAUCUAGCUGCCGGCCGUCCCAGCACCCCAGC
Messenger RNA from Condylura cristata (star-nosed mole), 3125 nucleotides. It is a transcript of the gene NFKB1, whose product is annotated as nuclear factor of kappa light polypeptide gene enhancer in B-cells 1. Gene Ontology annotation, biological process: cellular response to stress; response to cytokine; innate immune response. The coding region runs from base 14 to 3100 and encodes 1028 amino acids. Gene Ontology annotation, molecular function: DNA-binding transcription factor activity, RNA polymerase II-specific; RNA polymerase II cis-regulatory region sequence-specific DNA binding; protein binding. The transcript is spliced from 23 exons. Gene Ontology annotation, cellular component: cytoplasm. The record is from RefSeq and is a predicted model, not a curated record. NCBI's taxonomy places the organism in Eukaryota, Metazoa, Chordata, Mammalia, Eulipotyphla, Talpidae.